Molecule: messenger RNA, 12388 nt
Organism: Salvelinus namaycush (lake trout)
Lineage: Eukaryota; Metazoa; Chordata; Actinopteri; Salmoniformes; Salmonidae
Product: death-inducer obliterator 1-like
Exons: 16
Coding region: 80-11968 (3962 amino acids)
Biological process (GO): DNA-templated transcription
Cellular component (GO): nucleus
Source: RefSeq, a predicted model, not a curated record
UGGAGGAGAAGACAAAAUGGAAGGCUGUGUAGACGUUUUCCUACGACAGAACACAACUGGAUAACCAGUAAGGUCUAUCAUGGAGGGCUUUAUGGAUAUCAAUGAGAUCCAUGACAUCACUGGCACUGAUACAGAGGAGCACAGAGGAGAUGCAGAGCAGGUGGAGGGGGCCGAGAGGAGUGCUAGGCCGACCAUCAGCGAGUUCAAAAAGACCUGGGGCUUCAGGCGGACCACGGUUGCCAGAAGAGAGUUUGUGGGAUUGGAUGAGAUUGAAGAUCCAGAAUCUCCACCCCUACCCACACGUCGGGGCAGAGGCCGCCCAGCCAAGACCUAUUCGAGACGUGGGCGAGGGGGGAGAAGGAGCGUCCCAGCCGACCUGGAGUACUCUGGAACGGCCUCCCCCAUUCCAAUGGACACAGAGCCUUCCUCAGAACCCCAAGAGCCCUGCCCAGGUGGCAGCCUAGAUCCCACCUCUUGGCAGGACUUUGGAUCUGCAUUUGGCACUGCUUUUUCUCUACUUGGGGAGAAGGAGGAGGACUACAUGCCCAUGACUGCUCCUGCCCAAACUAUGGCUGCCCCUGCCCCUAGCUAUGGGGCUAGUAGGGACGUGGAAGUUGCCUCCAGUAUUGAGGAGGACAGUGAUGAGCUGACCCUGAAGCAACUCCAGGAACGGCUGAGCACUAGGGGGAGGGGGGAGUCCAGGGGGAGGGGGGUCAGAGGGAGGGGGAGGGGAAGAGGGAGAGGUAGAGGUAGGGGGCGUGGGAGGGGUAGGGGGCGUGGGAGGGGUAGGGGUGUAGAGCCAGAGUCGAGCACUGCGGAUGAAGAGGAGGUUAUUUUUGUAAAUGAGUUGGAACCGCAGCAGGUGCAUCAGCCUCAGGAGGAAAGGGAGAGGAGUCCUGAGAAGGUUGUGGUAGAGUCUCAAAGCCCUUCUCCUUCUCAACAGUCGAGCUCAGACUCUAUGCCUCCUCUUGAGUCUGAUCCAGAAACAACAGAAGAAAAGGCUAGCCAAAAUGAUAAUGUAACAGAGGAAAAGGACAAGGUGGAAGAGGAGGAGAGGAUCGAGGAAGAAAAGUCAGAGUAUUCUAGCAUAUCGGACAGUGAGGGCUACAACCCCCAUGCCCUUUACUGCAUCUGUCGACAGAGGCACAACAAAAGGUUCAUGAUCUCCUGCGACAAUUGUCUGGAGUGGUUCCAUGGCGACUGCGUUGGCGUCAGCGAGAUUCAAGGCCGAAAGCUUGAGAGGAGUGGACGAGACUGGAUCUGCGUCACCUGCACCAACAAGAGCCAGAGCCAGCCAGACCCCCAGCAGAGCUCCCCUGACUGCCUGACACUGCCCUACUCGGGGGAGGAGGAGAUUGUACAUGAGGAGCAGGCCAGCGAGGAGGCUGUGGUGCAGGAAGUGACAGAGAUGGUUGCUGAGGCUGAGAUGGAGUUGGAUGGUUCCCUACCCCAGUGCAUCGGCUCAGGGUGCAGUAAGCACGCCCUGCCUGACUCCGUUUACUGCGGCACAGACUGCAUUCUGCGGCACGCGGCUGCCACUAUGAAGACGCUUUCCAACUCCAAAGAGACUAAAACUAAGCAACGCCCACAGAGGAGAGCAGCAGCCAAACUUGGCCCUAAGGAUCAGAGGUCGGCUAGGAUGCCCCAGAGGUUGUUGGCAGAGCGGCCUGAAGAGGAGGCUGAGGAAGAGGAGGCUGAAGAAGUUGAGGACAAGGAAGCUGACACAUCUACAUCUGCCUUAUCCUGUGACCCUAGUCUCACUGCAGUACAGGCCACAUCCAUAGAAUCACCUAUGUUUUACAAGUCGACUGGAAAGGCCAGUGAGCAGGUAGAGGUUGAGAUUGAGCCCAUUUCUCCUCAGACACAUUCUCCAGAUAACUAUCCCUCAGACAUCAUCACUGAGUCGUCCCUUCCUCUGGGAAGUGCUCCAGGAAAAACCAAGAGACCAGCAAACAGCUGCAGUGUCUCCAGGAAACCCUAUGUCGAUACAUCCCCUGUCAAACAACCCAAUCCCCCCAAAUCCAGUCCCUCUCCGACCCCUGAGGCCCCAAGCACCUCAGCCUCCAGACACCACGAAACAGGGGCCCUGAGGAUCGGCAAGACGUCCUUCACCAUCCCCAAGAAGCAGCCUCAACCCCUCGUGACUCCCAUUCUACCCUCACCUCCACCCCCCACCCCAAUGAAUGAAACUAGGACACUGCCCGUGUCCCCAGCCCCUAUCGCCCCUUCCUCCAGACCCCCUCAGCCAGCCAACAACCAGGUCAGGCAGAGCAUCCAACGCUCUCUCACCAACAUCCUGUUCAAGAGGGUGUGCGACUGUGACGAUUUGGAGAGGUCUGAGAGUGAAGUGGCGAAGCUGGUCACCAGCAUCGAGACGGAGAUGUUUAACAUAUUUAACAAUACAGAUAGCAAGUACAUGAACAAGUACCGAACCAUCAUGUUCAACCUUAAAGACCCCAAAAAUAAGGGUUUGUUCUACAGCGUCAUCCGUGGUGAGGUCAGUCCCUUCAGACUGGCCAGGAUGAGCCAGCGGGACAUGCAGGCCACAAAGGUCUCAGAGCCGAACAAAAAAGACACUCCAGAGGUCCGGGAGUCUGGUCCCAAAGCCGCAUGUGUGCUGCCAAAUCCAGCGCCUGAGCCAGUGAAGGUUGAUCUACCUAGUCUUCCCUUUAGGCCAAGUAGACACAUGGAACAGAAGAGCACUCUCUCUGCUGCCACUAAGGCCAGACCUAGCCAGUCGAACCAGAACAGCUCCGUCCCAGACAUCCUCAGCUGCAUGCUGAAAGACACAACUGCCGAGCACAGAGCUCACCUGUUUGACCUCAAGUGCAAGAUCUGCACAGGUCAGAUAACAGUUGAGGGUGAGGAGGAGCCUGUACCCAAGAAGUCUAAACUCUCUGGGUCAUCGUCAUCCUCCACAAACCCAGACGAAUGGAAAGACAGGCCGUCUCGGCCACCCUGGAUGUAUGCCAGAACAGAUCCCAGAACAGAGGAGAGAGGAUGGAGAACUCCAGCAGGAGAUGAAUCACCCCUCCUUGCACCCCCCGACUCCCCCACCAUGGGUUCCCCUGCCUCCCCCCUAAUGGAGGAUGACUCUGUCUUAACCAUCAUGGAAUCCCCCGCUUCACCCACAAUGGAAUCUCCCGCUUCUCCACCAAUGGAAUCUCCCGCCUCCCCCAUUUUGGAAUCCCCUGCCUCCCCUGUCAUGGAUUCUCCCGCCUUCCCCAUUCUGGAAACCCGCAAAGCCAAGACACCGUCCAGAAUGUAUACCCCAGUCAUGAUUCCGGCUGUUUCUACGGUAACCAUUACAAGGCGUGAUCCCCGCACUGCUGGCAACCGUUCUGCUGUUAUGUCUGGUGACCCCCACACCGCUGGCAACCGCACUCCUGCCAUGGCAACUGUCGCCAUGUCUACAGUCCCACCUCCACCAGUCUCUUAUGUCCCUGCGAAACAGAGUGUUACUCUGAGCAAGACAUUCAUGCCCUUGCCACCACCCCCAUCCCUGCCACCAAUGCCAGCAUUACCCAAAUCUAUCCUGAUGAAGCCAUCCUCCUCAUCGUUCUAUGGUUCUUCAGGAUCCUCUUCAUCCUCUUCAAGGGCUGUGAACUCCCACUCCCCUCAAGAUGGGGAGACAACCCAGUUCCUGGCCAAGCAGGAAGUAGUGUGGAAGGGCUUCCUCAACAUGAUCAGCGUGGCCAAGUUCGUCACCAAGGGCUAUCUGGUCUCCGGGCCUUCUGAAUAUCUCAAAGAGGAUCUGCCUGAUACUAUACAGCUUGGUGGAAGAAUCAUGCCUCAAACUGUGUGGGAUUACAUCGGGAGAGUGAAGACCUCUGUUACAAAGGAGCUGUGUGUGAUCCGGUUCCACCCAGCGACAGAGGAGGAGGAGGUGGCCUAUGUGUCUCUGUUCUCCUACUUCAGCAGCAGACGGCGCUUCGGGGUGGUGGCCAACAACAGCCGCAGCAUUAAAGACAUCUACCUCAUCCCACUCAGUGCAAAGGAGUCCAUUCCUUCCAAACUCCAACCCUUUGAAGGAUCAGGCUUUGAGAAGAAUCGCCCCAAUCUUCUUUUGGGACUGGUUAUUUGCCAGAAACCCAAACGUGCGGGAAGCUUGCCACAAGAGGUUGAAGAGAAGAGAGCCAAGAUCCACAUAUCCAAAGACUCCAGAGAUACUGGCCUCCCGAGACCCCCUACGCUGUAUGGGUCUGACCCUAGGACGGAGGAAUUCCUGCCCUACGACCCAGCGAUGCCCAUCAUGUCCACCCCUCCUGGUUCCCCUCCUUCCACUGGAUCCCCAUCAGACUCCUCCUCCUCUGGCUCACUGACUAUUCCAUCACUUCUGUCCUCCAUUAGAGCUGCUCUCCCUGCUUCUGCCCCACCCCCCACCACUAGCACAUCCACCACUCCCCUGCAGACCAUCCUGAAGUCACUGUUUGGGAAGGACUCUCAUGCAGUCCCAGCAGUUGCAGCAGUGCCCCUUCCAACCACUCUGCUCCCUCCCCCAAUGGUGGAUCCGAUAGUACAGCAGUACGGGCAGAAAUCCAAAGUCAAAGAGAUUGAGGAGGAGGAAAAUGAAUAUGAUCGACCAUAUGACCCGGAGGAGGAGUAUGAUCCAGCAAUGGGCUAUGGAAGGGUUGCCCCAAUUAAUAUAGAUAAAAUGUUUGAGGCGAAUGCUGCCACUCAGGCCACGUGUGCAGAUGAUGACGACGUGGCUUACGACCCUGAGGAUGAGACUAUCUUUGAGGAUAUGCACAAUGAUGGGGUCAGUGUAGCGAAAGUCCCAGCUCCAACUUCAGCUCCAGCUCCUACCCCAGUCCCAGCUCCAGUACAAGACCCAGUCCCAGAUCCCAGUCCAGCCCCAGCCCCUCUGAGCCACCCCAUUACUGGUGCUGUGAUUGUGUCAGCCGCUACUCUGACUGAACAACAGCGAAUGCUUGAGGAUCUCAACAGGCAGAUUGAGGAGCAGAAACGGCAGCUGAAGGAGCAGGAGGAGGCACUGCGUCAGCAGAGAGAGGCAGUGGGCAUGUUCAUGGCCCACUUCUCUGUUUCCGAUGCCUUGAUGUCUCCCCCUACUAAAUCUGGGCUGUCUCACUUACAAACACAGCAGAGUGAAGGAGAGCAGUCUGAGGCAAAUCCUUCAGUCAAUCAAAGAGCUUUAAAAGGUAUUUUGAAAACGGAGGAAACAGAAGUACCAAUAAAACAAGAGAUUAAGAGAGAGACCAAGACUGUACCUCUUUCAGUGUCAAGAAAUGUGGAAAUGCCCAAUGCAUCACCAAAGCGGGUUAAAGAGAUUAAAAAGGAAAAUAUUCAGGCAACAGACAAUUCAGAUCCUGAAGCUGGUGAGAUCCAGGACUCUGAUGUAGCUUACGACCCAGAGGAUGACACUAUCUUUGAUGAGCUGAAAGACACAAAUGGAGAAGAAAAGGCGAAAACCUCAACUCGAUCAGAUUCAGCAAGGCGUUCUGAGCGGUCUCGUGACUCCUCAGUGUCUAGCUCGUGUCGUGGUGCAUCGCGCAAUGACACUCCUGAUAGGAGGCGUAAGCGUAGCAGCCAACCAGAUACUCACUCACCGAAAAGACGGGACCGUAAAGUCAGGGACCGACACGAAAGCCCUCCUCGUAGAUCUGGCCACCGGUCCCCUGGACACUCUGAUAGGCGAAGGGAAAGACACAGACGGGGUGAGAGGAGCCGACCAUAUCACAGAGGUCGUCACCACUCUGAGCGCCCAGGCCGUCAUAUCCCUCAUAAAGAGCGUACUUCUCGACGCAGCUCUGGUAGCCAUAGAAGAUCCCCAUCUUCACCAAGACAAAAACAAGAUUCUGGCUCUAGGGGACUCUCAAAGGGUCAAAGGGAGACUUCCCCUCCAGUGUGGGAUGACUCAAAGGGCCCAGAGGCUCCUGAAGACAUGGGUCCUACAAGUCCAGCUCCAGCACUGGUCAUGGAGGCUAAUGACUCACCUCAGCCCCCUCUUGAAAGACAGGACAUUGAUGAACCACUGUGUGAUCGUUGUGAUUCUGGAGGUCCACCACAGGGAGAGAUUGAGGACACAGGCCGUCAAAUGCCCCAUGAGAAUCCCACUCCCCAGAAGCCUGCGGAUCAACAACCUUCUCAAAGCUUGCUGGGAUCACCAUCAAAAGGGCCCAACAACGAGCAAGGCCCCAACAUCCAGCUUCAAGACAAUAGGGAUAGGCCCUCUCAACUGGAACUACUAGAGCAAUGCAGUGUACAGAGCCCAUCAGACAUUAUGAGAGAAAAACAGUUUUCCUCACAAGGUCCUCCCCACAUGGCCUCUCCUAAUAACCAGGGUGAGCGGUCCAGCAGUUUAGAGAGGAGAGAUCCUGAUAUUAGGGAGGGAAGGAGAAACCAAGGGCCUGAUAUGAUGGGACCCGGGCCAAACAUGAGGGGUGAAAGGAGAGGGCCGCAAAUGAGGCAUCCAAGUCCAAAUAUCAGAGGUCCAGAUCCAGAACCAGACAUGAGGGGUGAAAGGAGCGAGCCACAAAUGAUGCAUCCAAGUCCAAAUAUCAGAGGUCCAGAACCAGACAUGAGAAGUCCAGAUAUGAGAGAGGACCACUUCUCACCAACAACUUACUUUGGAGGAAAGAGAUCACCAUCGCCCCAUUUUAAUAGUCCAAGGAUCCCCUUAUCUGUUCCAAGAGGAAAUUUUAAGGAUCAACGGGGAGCACCUUGUCCUGGUUUCCGCCCCAGGGGUCCUCGUACCUCAAGGUGGAUGCCACCACGGUCCCGGUUUGAUGGUCCACAUAAUCCGCUAGUAGUAAGACCUCUAGAGCUGCUCGGAAAACAAAGAGGCACCAACCAGAAUCAUGACAAUGGAGGUGAGCCUAUUCAACCAGAAAUAAAGGAGCAACACAUUGCACAGAGCCCAUCGGACAUUAUGAGAGAGAACCAGUUUUCCUCACAAGGUCCUCCCCACAUGGCCUCUCCAAGCAACCACGGUGAGCGGUCCAGCAGUUUAGAGAGGAGAGAUCCCGAUAUGAGGGAGGGACGAAGACACCAAGGCCCAGACAUCAGAAGUCCAGAUAUGAUAGAACCUGGGCCAGACAUGAGGUGGCCAGGGCCAGACAUGUGGGAUGAUAGAAGGGGUCCAGGGCCAGACAUUAAAGGGCCAAGGCCAGACAUGAGGGGUGAUAGGAGAGGGCCAGACAUGUGGGAUGCUAGAAGGGGUCCAGGGCCAGACAUGAGGGGUGAUGGGAGAGGGCCAGACAUGUGGGGUGAUAGAAGGGGUCCAGGGCCAGACUUGAGGGGUGAUGGGAGAGGGCCAGACAUGUGGGAUGAUAGAAGGGGUCCAGGGCCAGACAUGCAAGGUUCAGGGCCAGAGAUGGGGUAUCCAGGGCCAAUCAUACGAGGUCUAGGGCCAGACAUGCGAGAUCCAGGGCCAGACAUGAGGGGGGAUAGGAGAGGGCCAGAACCUGACAUGAGGGGUGAUAGGAGAGGGCCAGAGCCGGACAUGAGGGGUGAUAGGAGAGGGCCAGAGCCCGACAUGAGGGGUGAUAGGAGAGGGCCAGAGCCCGACUUGAGGGGUGAUAGGAGAGGGCCAGAGCCCGACAUGAGGGGUAAUAGGAGAGGGCCAGAGCCCGACAUGAGGGGUGAUAGGAGAGGGCCAGACAUAUGGGAUGAUGGAAGAGGUCCAGGACCAGACAUGACAGCUCCUGAAAUGCCAGCCCCAGAUCCAGAUAUGAGAAGUCCAGACAUGAGAGUGGACCACUUCACACCAACAGCUAACUUUGGAGGACAGAGACCAACAUCGACUCAUUUCAGCAGUCCAAGGAUGAUCUCACCUGUUCACAGAGGACAUUUUGAGGAUCAAAGGGGAGUACAUCGUCCUGGUUUCCGCCCCAGGGGUCCUCGUCCUUCGAGGUUCAACCAGCCCAGAGGCUCAUAUCCAGGGCACUUCCCAGGGGGGCAACCACGGUUCUGUUUCGAUGGUCGACAGGGAGUGGUAAGACCUGCUCAUGCCUCGCUGGUAACACCAAGGGAGCACAGUAUACAGAGCCCAUCAGAAAUUCUGAUAGAAACCCAGAUACCCUCACAAGGUCCUCCCCACAUGGCUUCUCCAAACAACAAGGGGGAGCGGUCCAGCAGUUUAGAGAGGAGAGAUCCUGAUAUUGGGGAGGAAAGGAGAAACCCAGGGUCAGACAUCAGAGGUCCAGAUAUGAUGGGACCAGGGCCUGACAUGAGGGGUGAUAGGAGAGGACCAGGGCAAGACAUGAGGGGUGAUAGGAGAGGACCAGGGCCAGACAUGAGGGGUGAUAGGAGAGGGCCAGGGCCAGACAUGAGGGAUGAAAGGAGAGGGCCAGAUAUGAUGGGACCAGGGCCAGACAUGAGGGGUGAUAGAAGGCCAGGGCCAGACAUGAGAGAUUCAGGGCCAGACAUGAGAGAUUCAGGGCCAGACAUGAGAGAUUCAGGGCCAGACAUGAGAGAUUCAGGGCCAGACAUUAGAGAUUCGGAGCCAGACAUGAGAGAUUCAGGGCCAGACAUUAGAGAUUCGGAGCCAAACAUCAGAGGGCCAGGUCUAGUGCCAGACACAAGGGGUGAUGGGAGAGGGCCAGGGACAGACAUGAGGGGUGAUGGGAGAGGUCCAGGGCCAGACAUGAGGAGUGAUGGGAGAGGUCCAGGGCCAGACAUGAGGGGUGAUGGGAGAGGUCCAGGGCCAGACAUGAGGGGUGAUGGGAGAGGUCCAGGGCCAGACAUGAGGGGUGAUGGGAGAGGGCCAGACAUGAGAGAUCCAGGGCUAGACACAAGGGGUGAUAGGAGAGGUCCAGGGCCAGACAUGAGAGGUCCAGGGCCAGACAUGAGGUGUGAUAGGGGAGGUCCAGGGCCAGACAUGAGAAAUCCAGGGCCAGACAUCAGAGGGCCAGACACAAGGGGUGAUAGGAGAGGUCCAGGGCUAGACAUGAGGGGUCCAGGGCCAGACACAAGGGGUGACAGGAGAGGUCCAGGGCCAGACAUGAGGGGUCCAGGGCCAGACGUGAGGGGUGAUAGGGGAGGUCCAGGGCCAGACAUGAGGGUUCUAGGGCCAGAUAUGAGGGGUCCAGGGCCAGACGUGAGGGGUGAUAGGGGAGGUCCAGGGCCAGACAUGAGGGUUCUAGGGCCAGAUAUGAGGGGUCCAGGGCCAGACGUGAGGGGUGAUAGGGGAGGUCCAGGGCCAGACAUGAGGGGUGAUAGGAGAGGGCAAGGGUCAAACAUGAGGGGUGAUAGGAGAGGGCCAGACAUGAGAGAUCCAGGGCCAGACACAAGGGGUGAAAGGAGAAGGCCAGACAUGAGAGAUCCAGGUCUAGGGCGAGACACAAGGGAUGACAGGAGAUGGCCAGGGCCAGACAUCAGAGGGCCAGGUCUAGGGCCAGACACAAGGGGUGAUAGGAGAGGGCCAGACAUCAGAGGUCCAAGGACAGAUAUGAGGGGUGAUAAAAGAGAUCCAGGGCCAGACAUGAGAGAUCCAGGGCCAGACAUGCAGGGUCCAGGGCCAGACAUGCAGGGUCCAGGGUCAGACAUGAGAGAUCCAGGGCCAGACAUGCAGGGUCCAGGGCCAGACAUGAGAGAUCCAGGGCCAGACAUGCAGGGUCCAGGGCCAGACAUGAGAACUCCAGAGCCAGACAUCAGAGGGCCAGGUCUAGGGCCAGACACAAGGGGUUAUAGGAGAGGGCCAGGGCCAGACAUGCGGGGUCCAGGGCCAGACAUGUGGGGUGAUAGGAGAGGGCCAGGGCCAGACAUGAGGGUUGAUAGGAGAGGACCAGGGCCAGGCAUUAGGGGUCUAGAGUCAGAUAUCAAAGGACCAGGUCUAGGGCCAGACACAAGGGGUGAUAGGAGAGGGCCAGGGCUAGACAUGAGGGGUAAUCGGAGAGGGCCAGGGCCAGACAUGAGGGGUCUAGGGCCAGGCAUGAGACGGCCAGGGCCAGACACAAGGGGUGAUAGGAGAGGGCCAGGGUCAGAGAUGAGGGGUCCAGGACUAGACAUGAGAGAUCAAGAGCCAGACAUCAGAGAGCCAGGUCUAGGGCCAGACACAAGGGUUGAUAGGAGAGGGACGGGUCCAGACAUGAGAGGGACAUGGCCCGAAACAAGGGGUGAUAGGAGAGGGCCAGGGAAAGACUUGAGGGGUCUAGGGCCAGACAUGAGAAGGUCAGGGCCAGACACAAGGAGUGAUAGGAGAGGGCCAGGUCAAGACAUGAGGGGUCCAGGACCAGACACAAGAGAUCAAGAGCCAGACAUCAGAGAGCCAGGUCUAGGGCCAGACAAAAGGGGUGAUAAGAGAGGGCCAGACUUGAGGGGUCUAGAGCCAGACAUGAGAGGGCCAGGGCCAGACACAAGGAGUGAUAGGAGAGGGCCAGAGCCAGACAUUUGGGGUCCAGGACCAGACACGAGAGAUCAAGAGCCAGACAUCAGAGGGCCAGGUCUAUGGCCAGAUACAAGGAGUGAUAGGAGAGGGCCAAACAUGAGAGAUCCAGGGCCAGACAAGAGGGUGGUUAGGAGAGGGUCAGCGCCAGAAAUGGAAGUUCCAGGGCCUGAAACAAGGGGUGAUAGGAGAGUGCCAGGGACAGACAUGAGGGGUCCAGGACCAGACACGAGAGAGCAAGAGCCCGACAUCAGAGGGCAGGGUUUAGGGCCAGAGAAGAGGGGUGAUAGGAGAGGGCCAGGGCCAGAUAUGAGGGGUGAUAGGAGAGGGCCAGACAUGUGGGAUGAUAGGAGAGGGUCUUCACCAAACAUGAGGGGUCCAGGGCCGGACAUGAGCGGUGCAGGACCAGACAUGUGGGAUGAGGGUAGAGGGCCAGAUAUGAGAGGUCCAGGGCCAGACAAGAGGGGUGAUAGGAGAGGGCCGGGGUCAGACAUGAGAGGGCCAGAUAUGAGGGGUGAUAGGAGAUGGUCAGGGCCAGACAUGAGCGGUGCAGGACCAGACAUGUGGGAUGAGAGUACAGGGCCAGAUAUGAGAGGUCCAGGGCCAGACACAAGGGGUGAUGGGAGAUGGUCAGGGCCAGACAUGAGGGGUGAAAGGAGAGGGCCAAACAUGAGAGAUCCAGGGCCUGACACGAGGGGUCCAGGGUUAGACAUGGGUCAAGAAAUGCGAGCCCAAGAUCCAGACAUGAGAAGUCCAGAUAUAAGAGGAGAUCACUUCACAACAACAACAAAUCAUUUUGGAGGAUCAAGGGGAGUACAAAGUCCUGGUUUCCAUGGCCCCAGGGGUCCUCGUCCCUCGAGGUUCAACCAGCUCAGAGGCUCAUCUCGAGGGUAUUUCCCAGACAAUGGGGGGCAGCCACGGUUUGACGGUCCACGGCUAGUGGUAAGACCGUUGAGGCCUAAAGGAGGUUUACUCCCCACUCCCCCGGAGGGUCUCAUGAGUUUGCCGAACAACAGCCCGGAUGCUUUUAGAGAAGACCAUUGGCGGAACAGUCAGUCGCCUGAUACGAGGAGAACAAGCCUACCCAUAGAAGACUGUGAAAUGAGAAACUAUGGAGACAGAGAAAACAACUCUGAAGAACGUGGCCGUGGUGUUAACCCCCGAGACAGGGUUAACUUCCACGGCACAGCGCCCUGCUUGUCCCAGGAGAGGCAGUUGCCUGAGGACAAUGGGAGAGAGCGGGGUGGCAGUCAUGGAAGACAGUGGGACAGGGGGACAGGUAGGCUUGUGAGUAGGGAGAGAGAAAGGGUUAGAGGGAGUGAAGUAGACAGGCCCAGAGAGGAGGUAGAUGAAAAGCAAAAGACACCCAUAGAAAAGGACAGAGACAUUGGCAGAGCCACAAGCAGAGAAGGAGAGGCAAACAGAGGAGGUGUUAGUCUGCACAACCGUUCACUCUCAAAAGACAAUGACCGAGACAUUUUAAAGGAUGGAAGUGGAAAGAAAGAAGAACAAAUGGAGGGAAAGGGUAAAACGGUUGAAUUAACAGAAACGCCGCAGGUAGACACGCCGCAGGUAGACACGCCCCAGGUAGACACGCCCCAGGAGAGCAAAGGGCCUGUUUGACUGGAGACUACUGUUCACAGAAAUGCAUGGACUAAGUUUGAAGUUGGUUCAGUUCAUAAUGUACUACGUAGUCGUUUUCACUACAUUAUUAAACACCUUUAACUUUUUGAAUGUCAUGACUGAACGUACCUUGUUUCAUUCAAUUUAGUUUUAAAAUUGUACAAAUUAUGUGCUUUUCAGAAUUUCCAGAUUAAAACUCAUGUCAUGUCAAACAUAAUAGAUAUGUACAUUGUGUUUAUGGAUAUUUUUUGGUAUUUUUUUUUUUUAUAAGUCCAAACCUAUUGAGCCAUACUGCUGUCAUCUAUUCACUGGUUAGAAAAAGCCUUCAUGUUGGAUCAUCUCAUGAUAAUUAUGUUUUAGAAUAAACUUUUUUUUUUUACUCUGUUUUAAUUUGUUGAACCGAGGCCAAUAAAAACAGUA